CAUUGAUUUCUUAAAAGUCUUCAUACUUUAGUGCUCCUGAAGUACAGAUAAACCUUCAGAUAUUCUAAUUUAGCUUUUAUAUCUCAAAUAUAGGGCACUGAGGAUUGGGUUAUUAUAGACAAAAUACCAUCUGAGGUAGUUGAUGGUGAAUCGAAAAAAAGUCUGGCAUACAAAGUAGUGACUGUGAGCAGUAAAUCCACCUUUCCACCUGAGAUGUUAAAAUCCAGUACCAUUCUAAUGCAGAGCUUUGAGGACUUGGAAGGUGAAAUACAAUCCAAAGAGGAGAAUAAGCAGAAAAUGUUCACCUUAGGAAAGUCCUAUGAUACUGUAUCUGGGAAAAUUGUAACCAUGACAAGUAAAGCUAAAGAGAGUGAGAAAGCAGUACAGCCUUCAGUAGAAGCUUUGCAAAAAAUGGAAAGGGAAGUGCAAGAAUCUGUGAAAAUCAUUCCUGUAGUGGCUGAGUAUGAAAUCCUUGAGCCUGUCACUGAUGAGAAAGCCAGGCGGGGAUCCGACGUGCAGAGCACGAAAAGAAAGCUGUCCGACUCUCUGACACCUAUAAAAGAAGCAGAAUCUCAGUUGCAAAGUCCUGAAGAGGAAAGUUUGAAAAAGACACUAAAGAUGGAUGAGGAUUUGCAGUUACAUGGUACACUGGGAAGCUUGCAGCUUGGCAAAGCAGAAAAACACCUUGGCAGUGAAGCUGCAAAAGCAGGGGCAUUUGCCCGGAGAGCUAAGAGCCUGUCUGAGUGGAGAUAUUCCAGAGAACAGCCAUUUACCAUUGCUACUGCUCACUAUGUUACUGAGUCGUCCACGUCAAAAGUAGUGGUAACAAGUGGCUUUGACUUCGUGCCAUGGUUUAAAGAUUAAAGCAUGACUUCUUUUAGGCAAUCCCUUCACACCACCCUGCCUUUCAGUCUUCUCACUGCCUGGCUUUAUGUUGACAGCAGCCAACCCAGCUUAUUUCUUUUUUCCCCUCAUACUUUGAAUCCAGCCCAGAGUCUGAAGCAGACAUUAUA
Columba livia (rock pigeon) is the source of this 1013-nucleotide messenger RNA. RefSeq lists its product as uncharacterized. The transcript has a single exon. Lineage: Eukaryota; Metazoa; Chordata; Aves; Columbiformes; Columbidae. The coding region runs from base 214 to 864 and encodes 216 amino acids. The record is from RefSeq and is a predicted model, not a curated record.